AUGAUGACAGCGGAGCCGUUUCGUCUUCUUUUGCUGCCCUGUGUGAUAAUCUGCAGCGGCGUGCUAUGUGCACACUCGCUCUACAAGAAUCGCUACGCCGGCGAUCAGGUCUUCAGGAUAACACCAAGUAAUGAGGAGGAGGUGUGCACGCUAAGGAACAUACUGCAAAGCAUGAAGGUGGACCUCUGGCAGCCCAACAGCAUAUCCCUGAUUAGCCGUAAUGCUACGGUGGACGUGCACAUUAAACGCAGAGACACACGACGACUACAUGUUAUCUUAAAGCAGGAACGCAUACAGUAUAGCGUUUUUAUCUCUAAUCUGCAGCAGGAAAUUGAAAAGCAGUCGAGACGUCGCUCGUCUCGCAAGCGCAGGUCGGAUGUUCAGUACGACUAUGAGGUCUACCACUCUUUGGAAGAGAUCCAAAGGUGGAUGUUUGACAUGAACGCAACUCACUCUGACCUGCUUGACAUGUUCCUCAUUGGGAAGUCGUACCAAGGACGACCCUUAUAUGUCCUUCAGCUAGGAAAGAGAAGUCGGCCACAGAAAAAAGCCGUUUGGAUCGACUGCGGUGUCCACGCCAGGGAGUGGAUAGGCCCUGCUUUCUGUCAGUGGUUCGUCAAAGAGGCGCUGAAUUCGUACCAGUACGACUCAGGGACAAGGCGGCUGCUUAACCAGCUCAAUUUUUACAUCAUGCCUGUCUUCAAUGUGGAUGGAUACCAAUUCAGCUGGACGACGGAUCGCUUCUGGCGAAAGACACGAUCCAAAAAUCGAAAGUUCCACUGUAGGGGAGUGGAUGCCAACAGGAACUGGAAAGUCAAAUGGUGUGAAGAGGGGGCUUCUUCCCACCCCUGCGACGACACCUACUGCGGACCCUAUCCUGAGUCAGAACCAGAGGUCAAAUCUGUCGCCAAGUUCCUGCGCAAGCACAAGAAGCGCGUCAAGGCCUACAUCUCAGUACACGCGUACGCCCAGAUGCUCCUCUACCCAUAUUCGUACAAAUACGCGGCUAUCCCCAACUUUAACUGUGUGGAGUCGGCAGCACACAAUGCGGUAACAGCUCUAUACUCAGCUUAUGGAAUCAAGUAUAGAUAUGGACCUGCUUCAACAACAUUAUACGUCAGCUCAGGGAGCUCCAUUGACUGGGCCUACAGAAACGGGAUCCCAUACGCGUUCGCUUUUGAGCUUCGGGACACGGGCUAUUAUGGCUUCUUGCUACCAGAGACCCUCAUCAACCCCACGUGCACCGAGACCACGCGGGCAGUGAAGGCCAUCGCGGCGGGCCUUCUGAAAAAGUGCCAAACAGAUGUUGAAGCUUUCCCGUACAUGUGA
Nerophis lumbriciformis (worm pipefish) is the source of this 1329-nucleotide messenger RNA. The record is from RefSeq and is a predicted model, not a curated record. Lineage: Eukaryota; Metazoa; Chordata; Actinopteri; Syngnathiformes; Syngnathidae.